This is a messenger RNA of Torulaspora delbrueckii, 2127 nucleotides long. RefSeq lists its product as uncharacterized. NCBI's taxonomy places the organism in Eukaryota, Fungi, Ascomycota, Saccharomycetes, Saccharomycetales, Saccharomycetaceae. Gene Ontology annotation, molecular function: endonuclease activity; DNA binding. Bases 1 to 2127 code for a protein of 708 amino acids. The transcript has a single exon. The record is from RefSeq and is a predicted model, not a curated record. Gene Ontology annotation, biological process: protein splicing.
AUGGUUCUUUGUCCCGACGGUAAUCCAAUCGCAGUGGAUGACAUCAAGAUUGGUGAUUUACUCUUAUCUGAUGGAGGGAGGGCUGUUAAAGUAGUAGAAGUGAGUAAGAGUACCGAUGAGUUGUUCGAAAUCAAGCAAAAGACUAAUCAAUCAACUUGGAAAAAACCUCAAGAACUCGUUCAUUUCACUUGUGCAGGAAAACAGAGGUUGGUUUUGCGUACGAGGCAAAGAGUUAAACAGUAUGUUAUCUCGAAAGACAGAAGGACUGGCGAAAUUGGUAAGCGUAGAAGUGUUGUGAAAAUUCCACAAUAUAUGGACGUCAAGACACCUGAUUAUCGAAAUAUUAAGAUUGUUAAACUUUUGUCAAAAACGUUCGCAGAUGGCUGUAAUCCGAAAGAAAUUCAAGACCACAUUGAUAAGGUAAAAGUGAAGAAUGAAUUGAUUAGGUGGGAAUGUGAGACGAGAGAUCUGGGCCUACUCAAGACCAAAAAAAUUCGAAGAGCGACCAGAUUGUUGGUUGCCCCAUUGUCGCUAGAAAUUCCAGUGGUGUUGCCUUGGAUUCAGGAAAACAUCACGAAAGAUGUUCCUCCUCAAGAAAUCGAAGCUAUGACAUGGCUGGUUGGUUUUUGGAUCGGCAAUGGCCACGAAAGCGUACCUUCGUUCACUCUUGCCGACGAUGCAGAUGUCAACAAUCGAUUUGACGAGAGUGCCAAUAUGUGGGGUAUGAAGUCGAUACCCAAAAAUGGCCAAAAGAACAGAGUGACCUUAGUCAACGAUGCCAAGCAGUGUACCCACAAUCCUUUUAGCACGCUUCUAAGACUGUUAGGAUUUUAUGAGAAGANAUGUCCCGAUUUCAUGAGGACUGAGCGAUUGCUGGUUCGAGAGGUUUUUCUGGCGGGGCUGAUCGACGCAAUGGGCUAUCCAGCCUUGCAUUUUACAUUUGUGGGAGUCAAGUUAGUCACAAUGUACACGCCUAUAAAGGAAGCGAUAGUAUUCGUGGCUGAACCUUUGGCACUAAACGUCAGCUGCAGUCACGAAGCUGCGGGAAGCCGUCCUGAGCGUUACCUCUACAAUGUAAACUGGAUACUUCACAAUUCACCAGGAGACAACCCAGAGAUAUUUUGGUCGAUCGUUGGAAUGUGUUCGAGUCAAAGAAAAAAGGACUCUUUACGCCGGGAGCGAUGUGAAGAGACCAUCGACUUCACGCAAUGCGAAGAAGAGGAGAACAACGCACCAGCACUGGAUGAUGAAGUAGCCCUUAAUAACAAUGCCAUAAGGUUCAAAGUGGUAUUCUCAGGGUCCCGAGAGGUUGUCAAGAUAAUGUGUGAAGAGGGAAAAAACUUCCUACUCCACAAUCGUGUCAUCACUCCAGGUUCCUUUCUCGAAGAUGAAUCAUCGAGACCUAUACGUCCUUUGACUAGGAAGUGUUUAUGCUGUAAAUCAGAAGAAACUCAUUUGCAGUGGUACAAAGUAACGUGGAAUCUAGAAAGUAAACAAAGACUGUGCUCAAGAUGUUACGGUAACUAUAGAAUAUCCUGCACAAGGUGUCUUGAUGUAAGUUGUCAAAAGGUUGUGAUUAUCUCAGGGCUCCCACCAGGACGAACGAUCCAGAGUUACCGUGACACUGGCGAACUUCUUCAUUGCUCAUGUGGAGCAGUUUCAGAGACUAACUUUGAAAUGUUGGAACAAAGGGAGAAUAAAAUUUCAAAGAUCCAGGAUAAUUACCAAUGCAUCCACUGCUGGAAGACCAGACUCGGAACUCGCAGGAAUUCUCCUGUGGAUAAAAGUCAACCAUCUUGUGAUAGUUGCUACAAGAAAUACGGACAAACGCGUACUGCGUGCACAAACCCAAGCUGCGGCAAGAUUCCAUCAAUUACCGAAUUGAGACAAAUGCAAGAUAGUUCUGAUGAAUUCAAAUGCCUUGAGUGUGGGUCUCGUGCCCAACAGGACACUGGAAAAGCCGUCAAACAACGUGAGCCUGCAGAAAAGAAAAGCGGGGAAUGUCCGUCUUGCAUUCCCUCAAGUCAACAAGAUGGGACUCAUUGCCGGAACUUGCGAGUCAGAAAAUCAGCCAUUCAUGUUAUGGAACCUUUGAAAAACACCAGGUAUACUGCCUUGUCUGUUUGA